Molecule: messenger RNA, 834 nt
Organism: Lobosporangium transversale
Lineage: Eukaryota; Fungi; Mortierellomycota; Mortierellomycetes; Mortierellales; Mortierellaceae
Exons: 1
Coding region: 85-648 (187 amino acids)
Source: RefSeq, a predicted model, not a curated record
AAGUGAGCGAGACAGGAGUAUCAAGGUCGAAGAUCCGCUUUAACAUCAUCAUCAUCACCGUCAUCACCAUCAUACCAAUCAAAUAUGAUGAUGCUAAGGCCUUGGCAAAGAAAGAUAAAGCAACCUCAGAAACCAAUAGGGAUUUCAGCACCCAUUUUAUAUUCAAUACCGCCAUGGGGUGUUCCUCCGCCGCUACCAUCAAAAUCAUCACUAAAGGAAUCUCAUCAGUUAAUGCUGGGUUUCGGACACCAAAGAGAUAUCAUUAGUUACAGUAAUAGCAAUGCCGUCGCGCUAGGUAUAGAGCCCUAUAACGGAUCUGAAAGAUCCUCAAGUGUCUCUAGAGCUCUACCGAGUUUUUGUGCUCUUCCCCCACCUCGCGAUGCACUUCAUAUAUACUUGAGGACACCUUCUGUCUAUGAAAUAAUGCCUGUGCCGAUUGUGCCGUCCGCAUUUAUGCGACCAAAGAGCACCACAAGGUGCAUCCCUUACAAAAGCUUGUCGUCAGCAGAUCUUGAUUUGUGUCAAAGAGAAUGCUGUACCGCUCAACAACGUAGGAAUAACAAGCACAACUAUACCCAUUAUAAUGACUAUGAUGGCGAUGAAGAACCAUGGCUCUCGUCAAGUCCAUCCCAUCAUGAUAAAAUUUAAGAAUAUUCUCCUCUUACCAGUUACUCAUGUCAGGAGUAUCUUGUGCGGAGUCAAACUUUCAAUUUGUUGGUACCAGUACAUGAAGACAGUAAUAAUGCAUCGUCAACGCCAGAGUGUUGUUACUACGGGGGUCGAGACAGGAGCUCAUCGGAGAUGAAUGGCUCUAACUCCACUGCUGUUUCUGAU